GUCAUUGACAUGAUUCACUUACAAAGGUAUUUGAGCGGAAAUAUAAACACGCUGAAUUAGACAAACACUUCCUACGAACCAUGACGAAUCUUAAUCAUCCAAUAUAAAUGACAUAUUUGCUUUCAAAAUCGCGCUCGGUCAGCUAAUACAGACUCUUCGGUUUAAAUGACUAGUGUGAUGGUUCCAACGGACGGACGUGAAAUGUCGGAGGAAAAUUGCCAUACGGGAAAUGAUGUUCUCAAAGGUGACCACGUAAAGCUUGAAGUGGACGAUGUCGAACUAGGAUCUCGCAAGACAUCUGCCCGAUGGAAACUUCAACACAAACGACAAGUAUUAAAUCAGAAAAUAUUCAAGCAGACAAAAUUACGAGAUGGUGCUGAAAAUUUGAUGAAAGCUCUCAGGAUAACAAAUGAUCGCAAAACAAAGCUUGCUGCCAAAACAGAGUUGAGUUUUGCUAAUUCCCAGUUGGACUUGUUGAAAGAAGAACUGGAAGGAAUCAACAGCACGUUGGAUGUUUAUCAGUUUGACAGAUCUGUAGAGCACCAGAUUCCUUUGAUUGCUGUUGGUCUCAGGGAAACAAAAGAACUCGAUUUUAAAUCACAGUUUAAGGAUUUCAUUUUGGAUCACUAUAGUGAAACUCCGGAAAAUUUUGAGGGGGAGCUUGAGUUAUUUGAGAAUCUAAGAAAGGAAGCUGUGAACAAAGCUAACAGAGAUGAAAAUGGCAUUCAUUCUUUGUUCAAGUACUACAACCAACUCUAUUUUGUGGAAAAGAAAUUCUUUCCCAAUGGGAAGCACUAUACAGUGUCAGUUUAUUUUCACUGGUUUGAUACCACAACUGGUUUACCAAAAAUACAAAGAUCUGUUGCAUUUGAAAAGGCCAGUGUGCUUUUCAACAUUGCUGCCAUCUGGAGUCAAAUUGGUGCAAAGCAAGACAGAAGAACAGAGGCAGGACUCAAAGAGGCAAUUGAUGCUUUUCAGAAAGCUGCAGGUGUAUUUAAAUUUAUCAAAGACAGUUUUAUCAACUCACCAAGUGCUGACCUAACACCAGAAGUGAUGAACAUGUUGAUGGCUGUCAUGCUGGCUCAGGCACAAGUGUGUAUAUGGGAAGAACUAAUUCUUGGUGGAAUUAAAGAUAACUUGUCUGACAAGAUAGUUGCUGCUCAGGAAUGUGCCCAGGUUAGUCAGAGUUACAAAAAGGUUCGGAUCCUGAUGAAUUCUGGAAUCUGCUUGAGUUGUGUUCCAAUUUCCUGGAGAAACAUGAUGUCUAUAAUGUGUCUUCACUAUGAAGCUCUCUCACAUUACUAUGUUGCUGAGGGAAUACUUAAAAGUGUGGAGAAUCAGAGUGUCACUAAGAAGGACGAAGUUAUUCUUUCAUCGUUAGGCACAUCUCAGGCUAACAGCAAUGAAAACAAGAAAAAGCAUGCCAAAGCUCAUCUCCAUUCUGCACUUAAAUCACAUGAGGAAGCCAUGAAAACUAGGCAGAUCUGUCGCCACUGUAGAAAAAUAGCAGGUCUACAAAAGGCUCUUCAAGAUGCACGGAUCAAAACCACAGAAACGUUAGUUGCUAUGGAAGAAGAAGAUGACUUUGAUGACCCCCUAACACCAAUCCCUGUUAAAGCUUUAGCAAAAUAUAAUGCAGCAAGUAUUGCUCCUAAUUUUAGCCAAGCAUCUGUGGAAGACUUGUUUCAUAGGCUGGGUCCUGUGCAUGUGUUUAAUGCUAAUUUAGAGUGGAGUGCACCAAAAAGUGUUGAACUAAAGAAAACUGAUAAAGGAUAUGGCUUCAGUGUGAUUGGCUCUGCUCCAGUUAUUAUUCAGAGUGUAGAGGAGCAAGGACCUGCUAAGGAUGCUGGAAUUCAAGCAGGAGACAUAAUCACAGCUGUAAAUCUGACUGACUGUAAAUGGGGUGAUCAUUCUUCUGUUGUGUCCUUAAUUCGUAAUACGGAGACUUGUGUCACACUUGAGACUGUAACACCCUCCUCUCUGCAGCACAUUGCUUCAUUGUACAAUGUCAAGCUAACAAGGGAUGAUCAAGUGGUAACCAGUGACUAUAGUGGCUCCAUAGGUAGUCACAGCUCAGGAUCUUCCAGAAACAGUACGCUCAAUGGGUUAAGCUCUCAAGAAAGCAGUAGCCCUCCUGGAUCAACAAGAUCUGAUACUCCUGUUCGACACAGUGUGCUACUGGACAUGGGCAAUGAGUCAAUUUUGUGGUAGUUGACUGGAAAUAAAACCAACUGGCAAUACUGUGGCACAUGCCCUUUGCUUCAGCUCAGAAAGUGCAAUCAUCUGAGCCUGAUUUCAAUCAUUCUAGAGCAAGUGCUUUUCAACUGAAUGUUGUAAGACCAAAAUAAAAACCAAAACUGAAGUAAUCUUAACAGCCAAUCAGAACAAAGAAAAAUAUCACAAGAAGCUACUGAGAACUCAGAGGGAAAACAAGGAAGCUCCUUUUCGAAAGUAAUUCAGAAUACAAAGUGGCCACUUGUUGUAGUUUUGCAUCUGAUUGGCUGAGGGUGGCAUGUUUUCUAGACCAAUCAUAGAGGGUAGUGGAACAAAAGCAAUGUGAUCUGGGAUUUUCUUCAACAUUCAAUUGAAAUUUACUCUGACAUGAAUUUUCAUAGUGUAUAGUGACUGUUUAGUAACAGUGUGAUUAUUUUUCUAAAAUGUGCUUCAACAUGUAUGCAAUGGGGGUUGGGAAGCAAGUCAGUGGUGAAAUGCUUCAAGUAUUGGACUCCUAUGUCUGGGGUCAGGUGUGAUUGCUGGAAUUGUCAUUAUCAAUGGGCUAACUAUGUGCUUGAUCCUGGCCCAUGCUUUGAGUUUUUCUUUGAGGGAGCUCACCAAUUUUUCCUAUCUACGAGAGAAAUCCUCAAAAUCCAAUUUGAUCAGAAAUGGUGGAUAAAGAGCCAAAGGCAAAAAACGCUGCUAUUUAAUCUGGUUAUUUUAUUAUAUAUUAUUUAUUUAUCUUGUUAAUGUGGGAUAUCAAACAAUUCAACUAAUUAGUGAGGGAAAUAAGCUGGACAGUGGCUUGUUAAAGACCAGGCUUGGCCUCUGAGGACAUUUAUAGAUUUCAUGUAGUGUGUCUUUAAUUGUGGGGCAAAGGUUUAGGUUGACUAGGAGGGAAGACACAAGGUUAGCACAUGACAGCAUGGACACUCCUUUUUGUCCAUACCAUCCUUAUGUUCUUCUUCAUGGAAUUGGUGCUCAUUUGACAUUAAUGGAAAAAUCUUACAACAUGUAGUCUUUGUCGAAGCCCACAUCUAUGAAGGAAGGGUCUUCUUCAGAACUCUUUCUUUGUCUGGUUGGUUUUUUUGCUUCUUUGCUUUGCUAUCAUAGUUAUUUUUGGAAAAAAUUAUUUUAUAAAUCAUAUUGUUUUCAACAAACAUAAGAUAAGUCAUUUAACAAGAAUUGCUCUCUUUUUGAAGGAUAUUAUUUGAAAUUGGUUUGCUUCAAUCGUGGAUUGCAAAAUAAAUAUUUUGUCUUUGUUAAAAUAUAGAUAUUUAUCACAGAUAAUCUAUAAUAUUUUUAUAUAAAACUUGUAUUAAUCGUGAAGUGUUAAAACAUUAUGAACGUAAAUAAAUAUUCUUGGUCCAAAGGAAUUUAACAGUUAACUGUAUUGAGCCAAUAUUUACGAAGAUUCAGUAAUUAUUCAUUCUCUUUUCCUUGGUGUUUGCUUCUCUCAACCUUCGUUGACAAGAGAGAGAGUCCUGAGGCUUCUUUGGCAUAAAGAUAAGUAAAACUCAAAUGUUACAAGCCUGGCACUCAAAUAUAUUCUGUUUGUCCCAGGUUUUCAGGGUCUUGCAUUGUUUGUUUAAAAAUGUCAAGCAACUCAUAAAUUAUGUAGUGGUGUUCUUUUUUUGAAAUACCUUAACUUGGUUUCUAUAAAAUUGCCAUGUUCUCCCCUUUAGCUAAAAGAUUUGGAUCUCCAGCUUAUGUUUGCGAUCAUAAUUACAAUCAAUGAAUUGAAAAUAUCAAGUGUGGAUAAAGUUAGGCUAUUACAUGGACAUUCAAUGGAGAGUAAUUUUUUUUUUUUAUAAAAAUCCUGUUGCCAACACUUAAAAAACACAUUUGUGUCUCUGCUGAUACAAAAAAAAUGGAGUAUCUUGCACAAGUUUCAGAAAUUAGACCUGGAUAAAGUAGUUGAUAUUAAUUUCUUGGCCUGUUCAUAUGAAGUAUUUAAUUCAAAGAAUUAUGGAUUUUAAAAUCUGAAAGGGGUGAAGUUUUUUUUUUAAUAUACCCUUGAAAACAAAGCUAUGAAUGAGAGAUCUGCCAGAUACACAGAGUGUAAAUGAAACAAUUUGCACAACAGGAGUUAUCUUCAAGUAGCUUUUAGAGGCAUCUUGGAAUAUGAAAGUCAUUAAGACCACAGGCCAUGUAAACAAAAUGCUAUGCAAUUUAGAUUGACCAUAUAGAUAAAACUGAAGGAGUCUUCUUUAUUCAAUAUAUUUCAAAAAAUGCGCAAGUUCUUCAGAAAUAUAUUUGAAAGGAAAUUUUCAUGAGGAGUUGAACUAUUUGUACAUAUUGAUUGUUCCUUUCUUUUGAUCCAUUAAAGGGCAACAAAUAGAUGCAAUCACUAUAACUGAGAAAAAUGUUUGCUUUAUUAUGUAAAACAAAUAGAUUCCAAGUAGUGUUUCUUUUCAGUAACAGAUCAGAGAAGACAUCAAAAUGUGGUGAGAACAUCAGUAACACAUGGCUGUGCCUUAUGUACAACUUUUUUGUUUUUAUCACAUUUUCACAUCAUCUGUGAUCUAUUACUGAACACAUGCUCAGCAACAUGGAAUCAGUUUGUUAAAUUUACAGCUUUAUUCAUACUAACUAACUCAAAGAGUUGUAAAACAUGAUCACCAAUAGUAGAGAGUAUAUAGCUUUGAACAAAGAUAA
Molecule: messenger RNA, 4872 nt
Organism: Pocillopora damicornis (cauliflower coral)
Lineage: Eukaryota; Metazoa; Cnidaria; Anthozoa; Scleractinia; Pocilloporidae
Product: rhophilin-2
Biological process (GO): signal transduction; negative regulation of stress fiber assembly
Molecular function (GO): protein binding
Source: RefSeq, a predicted model, not a curated record